Molecule: messenger RNA, 1149 nt
Organism: Melozone crissalis (California towhee)
Lineage: Eukaryota; Metazoa; Chordata; Aves; Passeriformes; Passerellidae
Product: synaptonemal complex protein 1-like
Exons: 14
Coding region: 139-1149 (336 amino acids)
Biological process (GO): meiotic DNA repair synthesis; lateral element assembly; chiasma assembly
Cellular component (GO): central element; transverse filament; male germ cell nucleus
Molecular function (GO): double-stranded DNA binding
Source: RefSeq, a predicted model, not a curated record
CUGACAGAGGAGUUUGAGACUUCUGUUGCCAAUUUGAAAAGCUUGCUGCAAGAAGAGCAAAAUAGAUUAAAGAAAUCUGAAGAUGAUUCAAAGCUGCUUACCUUGGAGCUCCAGAAUAAAUCUGCUGAACUGGAAGAGAUGACUAAAGUAAAAUGUGAUAAAGAAGUGCAACUUGAAGAGCUGUCAGAAACUCUGAUGAAUAAUCUGAAGAAACAGGUGGAAAAUAAAACCAAAUGCAUGGAAGAGUUGCAACAGGAGAAUAAGGUGCUGAAAAAGAAAAUUACUGCAGAAAGCAAGAAAAGCAACACUUAUGAAGGGAAGGUGAAUAAAUUGCAGUUAGAGAUGGAAAAUAUGAACAAGCAACAUAAGGAAGAAGUUGACAUCUAUAAAAAAGACAUAGAAACAAGAAAAGUAAAUGAAAAUAAACUUCGUGAAGAGGUAGAAAAGAUGAGGUUGCUUUGUGAUGAAACUGCAAUGAUACAGAGAGAAACUGAUGCCAGAUGUCAGCACAAGAUAACUGAGAUGAUGGCACUGAUGGAAAAGCACAAGAAUGAAUAUGAUAAAUUGGUUGAAGAAAAAGAUGCAGAGUUAAAAGUAUACAAAAUGAAACAGCAAAAGCAGAUAUCAUCAGAAAGGGCACUGGAAAAUGAGCUGUCGUGUUUGAAAAAGGAACUGUCCUCCCUUAAGGAACAACUGAAAGCAGAAAUGGAAGAAAAGGAGAAUCUCGUAAAAGAGCACUCUGGCAGUAUGAUUUCUGAAAGUGAAAAGAAACACAAGACAUGUGUUAUAAAGACUCCUCCAAGGGAUAAAAUGCAGAGUGGAAGAAGCACAAACCUGCCUGCAGAGCAGAGCAGCAGGAAAAAGCAGAAAGUGCUUGUGCAGCUGGACACUCAGUCAGACAGCUCUGAGCACACUGACCUCCUGAGCAUAGUCUCAGAAGAAGAAAUGUUUAAAAAUUUGUACAAAGAUUAUCCACAAGCUUCACAAUUACAUUCCACAGCACCAAAAAAGAGCCCAGCUCCAUGCAGCGUGAAAUCUCCAGGCUCUGCUCUGAAACUCAAAACCAUGAGGAGAAUGCGCGAGCAAUUCAGGCGGUCGCUCGCCGCGACUGCUCACCGUGGCGGCGCGCCUGUGCCGGGUUCGGAGUAG